Aspergillus alliaceus is the source of this 541-nucleotide messenger RNA. RefSeq lists its product as uncharacterized. The coding region runs from base 79 to 351 and encodes 90 amino acids. The transcript has a single exon. Gene Ontology annotation, molecular function: ATP binding; ABC-type transporter activity. Lineage: Eukaryota; Fungi; Ascomycota; Eurotiomycetes; Eurotiales; Aspergillaceae. Gene Ontology annotation, biological process: transmembrane transport. Gene Ontology annotation, cellular component: membrane. The record is from RefSeq and is a predicted model, not a curated record.
CUUACUUUCAUCGCCUAGGUCCUCUCUCGGAUUCUUUGUAGCCUUUAUCAUGGCGUCAUAUCCACCGGUGGUAUCAUCAUGAGCGGACUAUGGCUGUCAUUCUGGACAUCUAACAAGUUUCCAGAGUUGAGCAGAGGCCAGUAUAUGGGAAUAUAUGCGGAUAUCUUCUUUGACCAGACGGUUGCAUUGUACUCGUUCUCAGUUCUGCUAACAGCUGCUUGUGCCAACGCCAGCAAGAACCUGUUCGAGUGUGCUAUGCAUCGAACCCUUCGAGCGCCCAUGUCCUUCUUCGAUACCACACCGCUGGGGCACAUUAUCAAUCAAUUUUCACAUCCAGGUAUCAGGCAAUGAUCUCGUGGACUCUGGCCAGAAGAGACGGAUAAGGAUGAGAACAACAUGUAAAUAGUAUCUUUUUGACUAUCCUUUUGUUUGAUGUUUCUGCAUAUCAUCUUAUCAUCUGGCAGAUUCAUUUGAACACUCUAAAGUUACAUCAUCCAAUCGUGUGACUUUUGCAUGGCCCAGAUUUCAGGCUGUAGUUCCG